CCCUUAUUUCCGAAACCGCGGAGUUUUGGGAGCUUCGAGGGUUGUCGUGACGUAGUGACUGGUAGUUUUUUGUCUAGUCUGCUGCAGAGUGGUUCUGUGUUCUGGGUUGUGUUGUUCUUUUUCGAGGUGCUGCUGUGAUUUGAAUAGGUUAUUGCUGUGUGUUGUCAUGGAGAGGUGCCGAGUUCUUUGUUUGUUUGAGAUCGUGAAUGAGUGUUUUUUCCUUCACGUAUCCUCGACAACGCUGUAGCUAAGUGUGAAGAAAAUCGUUUUAGAAGUUAUGGAGAUUCUUGACGAGGCGAGGGUUUGCUUAGCUUUCACAGUGCGCAUGCGACCCGACGAGCCUACUACAGUUAUAGAGGAUGUGAGCAGUUUUGCGAAGUUGUUUGAAUUAAUGGGAUAAAAUUUGAGAAGGAACUUGAGCGAUGACAGAUUUGUCGAGAUAAUUUUUCUCCACUAUAGUUCUCUUAAUUUCAUCCCUCGCUUGUCUAGGCAAUCGAACGUUCAGAUUAUUCGCAUUUCUUGCGUGAAAACCUUUUCGGUGUGUUCUGCAAGUGUCUCACUCAGAGACGUUGGGUUUGUGUCUUUUUGCAGCUAAGAGAUUGGAGUGCGGCGUCCAUUUUUGAGGCGAAUUCUCCAUUUGAUUCAUCUGGUGGAGACAAGUAUAUUCAUUAGAUGAAUUGAUCGACUGCUAUAGUGGAGCACAGAAGUCGGCAAAAGUGGGUCAGGCGAGGAUGGCAUACUCACGAUAUCGUCAUGUUUUUGGCUGCUCUCCGUUACAUGAUAUGUCGCGAACCUCCAUUAAACGAGUGUUAGCAAUAUUGAUGCUAUGGGCAGCGACUAUGGGCCCUUUGACGACCAUGGCGCAACAGAAUUACAACGACACAGAGGGAUACGCAUGCAAUGCAGCACCGUCUUCGACGUCAUGCAGCACUUUCGCCUUCUAUAGGACCUUCCAGGCAGGGGAGUCACUACGAAAAGUUGGAGACUACUUCAACAAAACUGCUGCAGCCGUUGCCAAUGUGAGUGGGAUGAACCUACUGUCCACAACUGCUUCUCUUAAGCAGACGCAAGCCCUCUACGUCCCCUUGGACUGCAGAUGCCUGAACGCAAGGUCCCAAAUGCAGGUUUCCCACACUAUCGUAAAGGGGGACACCUUCUGGCUGUUGUCUGUUACCGAGUAUGGGGGUCUGACAAGGUACCAGGCCAUGAUGGCUUCGAAUCCGUCCAAGGACGUGUAUAACCUCACAAUUGGCGACACAAUAACGGUGCCGAUAUUCUGUGCAUGUCCAACUGCGGCGCAGGUUGCGAAUGGGACGAAUUAUUUGGUCACGACCACUGUGUACCCUUCUGAAACGCUCGACAUUAUCAGUGCACGGUUCGGCAUCUCGACGACAGAUCUCAGCAGGGCGAACAACGUGAACUCGUCGUCGAUCCUGGAUGUGAACACCACUCUGCUCGUCCCGCUUGCGACUUUACCGCCACUGGCAACCAUGGAUUGGGCUCCGGUUACCUCUCAGCCUCCGCCGAGUCCACCUGCAACUGUAGCGUCGCCGAAUGCUGCACCUGCAGUGAUUACGAAAUCGGCAUCGCAGACACCACUCUACAUCGGAAUCGCGGUUGGAGCGUUUGGUUUGACCUUGGCGGCGGUGUUUGCAUUACUGCUUUUGUUCAAGGCAUCCCGAAAUUCAGGGACGAAACCCAAAGACCUGUACGAGAGCCAUGAGUACUAUCAUCCUGCACCCACCGGCUCAACGAGAAGCACGGAAGAAAUGAAGCGCCCGAACAUGGUACAUCUUGAGUUGCUCGCAGGCAUGUCGGACAUGGUCGGGUCAGAGAAGCCAGUCUUGCUUUCACAUGAAGAGAUUCAAUCUGCCACUCAAGGCUUCAGUCCAGAGAAUUUCAUUCAAGGAUCGGUGUACAAAGGCUGUAUCAACGGUCAGCUUGUUGCAAUCAAGCAGAUGAAGGGGAACAUGACCCAGGAGCUCAAAAUCCUUUGCCAAGUCCACCACAGCAAUCUAGUGAAGCUGGUGGGGCUGUGCGUGGGCGGGUCAGAAAAUUUGUACCUCGUGUAUGAGUAUGCCAAACAUGGAUCCCUCAACGAUUGCCUGCGGAACCAAGCCGCAAUCGGCCGCACCACAUUCUCUCAAAGCGCAGCUUAUCUACCGUGGUGUUCACGAGUGCGAAUUGCUCUCGAUGUAGCUUCUGGGCUAGAGUACAUCCACAACUACACAAACCCUAGCUUCGUACACAAAGACGUGAAGACCAGCAACAUCCUCCUGGACGAGAACUUCCGUGCCAAAGUGGCCAAUUUCGGCAUGGCCAAAUCCGCGGCCAGCGCCGACGCGGGGCCUUUACUGACCCGCCACAUCACCGGCACGCAGGGCUACAUGGCGCCCGAGUACCUGGAGCACGGUCUCGUAACCGUGAAGGCGGACGUCUAUGCCUUCGGGGUGGUGGUCUUGGAGAUCCUCUCCGGCAAGGAAGCAGUUGUGCGCCCGGAGAAAGAUGAGGAGGAGCAGGGUGUGAAGGAACGAGCGUUAUCAGACAUCAUCGUCGAUGUCCUCAAUGCAGGCACCGCGGAGCUGCAAACGGAGCAGCUCCGGAAGUUCAUUGACCCGCAGCUGCACUCCGCCUACCCCAUAGAGAUUGCUUCCAGCAUCGCCAGCCUGGCCAUGACAUGCAUCGAUCCCGAUCCCGCCGUGCGACCCAGCAUGAAGGACGUCACAUUCGCCCUGUCGAAGAUGUUAGCGGCAUCACUAGAAUGGGAGUCUACAGCUGAGUACGGCUCAGGCAUGUCCACCGUCCCCAUCGAAGCUCGGUAAUCCCACAACCGACACCGUUAAACUCUACGCCGACAUCGAUCUGCCCCCAACUAUCGGCAGUGAUGGAUCGGCUUCUUCCGCCGGUGGCGCACCUAAACAUCACUUGGCUUGUCUUCGGUCACUGCACUGCACUGCACUGCACCGCACCAAGUCCAUGACUGCUUUGUAGCUGGAGAGCUGGACUUGGGUAGGGAUGCAAUAUCCUUCCUUAUCUAUCUAUCUAUCUAUCUAGCUAUCUAUAUACAUAUCUGUAGGAACUUAGAUACGUUGAGGAUUUGAUUCGACCCCGAGCUGCGCAGUCGAUGCGUGCAUUCGGCGCUGUGUGUUUCAUCAUCUCGCAGCUGCCACUGGCGGUGAGGUCCAUGACCGCGCGCGGUGAUAAUUCCUCUUCCUGUCUCCGUGGCUCGGUGGGUUGCAAGGGUUUCGCCGCCGCUGUCGCACGCUGUGACGUCAAAAUGUAUAUUUAGUGUUUGGAAACGUAAAAUUCCUCCACACCCCCACCCUUCUACUUCUUUUAAGAAGUAACUCGUUUUGUUGGGUUGUUUGACAUUGGACUACUUUUUUUUUUUAAAGUUUUUCUUUCAAAAAUCAAAAAAUCAAAAUUAUGGAUUUA
Physcomitrium patens is the source of this 3435-nucleotide messenger RNA. NCBI's taxonomy places the organism in Eukaryota, Viridiplantae, Streptophyta, Bryopsida, Funariales, Funariaceae. The record is from RefSeq and is a predicted model, not a curated record.